CUGACCGUGCAUUAAUCACCAGUAGCAAGUAACCUCAAAGCGGCGGCGACUGAUUUGCUGCUUUUAUUUAUUGUUAAAUUCGCACAAUACAAUGAGCCGCAACUACAAGGAAGACCAGACCAAUGAGGUUGAGGCGCUAGACUCCAUAUACUGCGGCGAAAUGGAGAUUCUCGCCACGGAACCACACCACAAAUUCCAGAUUCCCAUUGCCACCGAGGAAUACAAUUCGGAUGAGCCCGAGAAUGGACUGUCUUGCAAACUGGUCUUCACAUACACACCUACUUAUCCAGAUGGUGCGCCCAUUGUAGAAAUCGAGGAAGCGGAGAACUUUGAGGACGCCUUCGAACCCCUUCUGCUGGAACACCUGCAAAAGACAAUCGAGGAGAACCUGGGCAUGGAAAUGGUCUUCUCGCUGGUGAGCAGCGCCCAAGAGUGGCUAAACGAGCGAUGGGAUGAGCACAAAUUCCACCAGGACGAGCUGCGAGAGCAAAAGCUGCGAGAAGUCGAGGAGGAGGAGCGCAAGAAAUUCGAAGGCACCCGGGUCACUGUGGAAUCUUUCCUGACGUGGAAACUCGAUUUCGAGGAGAGCACUGGCAUUGCGGCCAAGCGGGAGAAGAACAAUGUGUCCAAGAAGCAGACCGGACGCGAACUCUUCAUGUGCGACAACACGCUCAACGAUUCGGACAUCAAGUUCCUCCUGGAGGCGGGUGAAAGCAUUGAAAAUGUCAAAAUCGAUGAAGCUUUGUUCCAAGAUCUUGGCGAACUGGAUUUGGAUGAUGAUGACGACGAGGAUUGGGUGCCCGGAGCCGAUGACGACGAUGAUUAAGCUACGAUGAUUUUAGAGUAAAAUAAUGUUUCUCCAAGGCAUAUUCGUGUAUUGUAAAUAAACAUUAAAUGCCAACUCUUUAUUAA
Molecule: messenger RNA, 912 nt
Organism: Drosophila rhopaloa
Lineage: Eukaryota; Metazoa; Arthropoda; Insecta; Diptera; Drosophilidae
Product: RWD domain-containing protein 1
Biological process (GO): cytoplasmic translation
Molecular function (GO): protein binding
Source: RefSeq, a predicted model, not a curated record